AUGUCGGAUCGCUCAAGAUACUACAUGCUAGGCGCUUUCCUGACAGGAAUAGCCGUGGCAGCUGCAUACAACAAGAGUCUUUCUACGCAAAAGAAAAACGAUGCAGGCGGCGACUCGCUGCUUGCACAACAGCAAAAUUUGCUCCUGCAAUUGGCAGAGAUUGAUGACCUAGAUUUGCUGAAGAGAAGACUCUUGGAAGUAGAGCGCUCAUUAGCACGAGGCACAGGAAGUAUCAAGGAGGGCAUUGAGGGGUGCAUUGGCGACACUCCCCUCAUCAAGAUCAAGUCACUAUCCGAAUACACGGGCUGCGAGAUACUAGCAAAAGCAGAGUUUCUCAAUGGAGCCGGCAACAGUCCCAAAGACCGAGUGGCCCUUAGCAUCAUUGAAAUGGCUGAAGAGAAAGGGCUUCUUGUGCCACACUCGGGUGACACCGUCUAUGAAGGCACAGUGGGAAGCACCGGCAUCUCAUUGGCAGCCAUCUGCAGAGCUCGAGGCUACAAAGCACACAUCUGCAUGCCAAACGACAUGGCAAUCGAGAAGUCCGACCUGCUCCUGAAACUCGGAGCUGAAGUAGAACGAGUACGGCCAGCGCCUAUUGUGGACCAGAAGCAAUUUGUUAAUCUCGCACGAGCACGCGCUGAAGAGCAUACCGCGAAUCCUGACAAGCCAGGACGAGGUCUUUUUGCUGAUCAGUUCGAGACGGAAGCCAAUUGGCGCGCACAUUUCACUGGCACUGGACCUGAGAUCUACGAGCAAACUGGUCGUCGUCUGGAUGCGUUUGUCAGCGGCGCCGGUACAGGAGGGACAAUUUCUGGCGUUGCAAUGUACCUGAAGCCUAAACUGCCGAAUCUCAAGGUCGUCCUCGCCGAUCCUCCGGGCAGCGGUCUGUUCAACCGCGUCAAGUAUGGAGUCAUGUUCGAUCCCAAGGAGAGAGAAGGAACGCGACGACGACACCAAGUAGACACAAUAGUCGAGGGUAUCGGCAUCAACAGAGUGACACACAACUUUGACGUCGGCCGAGAACUGAUUGACGAUGCAAUCAGAGUGACAGAUGACCAAGCAAUCUCCAUGGCACAAUGGUUGGUCGAGCACGACGGAAUCUUUGUUGGAAGCUCCAGCGCCGUGAAUUGUGUUGCUGCUACCAAACUUGCAAAGACCCUUGGACCCGGCCAUCGCAUAGUCACCAUUCUGUGUGACAGCGGUGCAAGACAUUUGAGCAAGUUCUGGAAGAGCACCGAACCCAUUGGUGGCGCGGAAAACGACGUGUCUCUGCAAGCCAUCCUCGGGGCUUGAGACACUGUCUUCUCACUACUAUUUGACGGGGGAUCUUCCACCACAACUUAAGACUUGCGGUCUACGACAUGAAUUAUCAGUACUACCUGGAACCCUCCUAGCGAGUCUUGGUCCGGGAUAUUCGAAACAGGCGUGCACUGCCAACUUUCACAGUGUAAUGCAUACCAAUGGCUCACAAUGCCAGCCAACACACCCGCAACACG
This is a messenger RNA of Exserohilum turcica Et28A, 1496 nucleotides long. RefSeq lists its product as uncharacterized. Gene Ontology annotation, cellular component: cytoplasm. The record is from RefSeq and is a predicted model, not a curated record. Gene Ontology annotation, molecular function: cysteine synthase activity. The transcript is spliced from 6 exons. Lineage: Eukaryota; Fungi; Ascomycota; Dothideomycetes; Pleosporales; Pleosporaceae. Bases 1 to 1293 code for a protein of 430 amino acids.